AUGAUUAGACUGGUGAAUAAAGAGGCAAGGGAGAGUCAUGACCAUUCCGUGUACCAGCCCACGUCGGCCAGCUCUCCAGUCAUCUGCCCGGACGGCCAAGAUUGGUGCAGCGACGCUGCGGGCUACCCCCAUGCCACCCAUGACCUGGAGGGACCACCUCUAGAUGCCUACUCGAUUCAAGGACAACACACCAUUUCUCCGUUCGAUCUGGCCAAACUGAACCAGGUGGCAAGACAACAGUCUCACUUUGCCAUGAUGCACGGCGGGACCGGAUUCGCCGGAAUUGACUCCAGCUCUCCAGAAGUGAAAGGCUAUUGGGCAAGUUUGGAUGCAUCUACUCAAACCACCUAUGAACUCACCAUUCCAAAUAACUUAAUUGGCUGCAUAAUCGGGCGCCAAGGCGCCAACAUUAAUGAGAUCCGCCAGAUGUCCGGGGCCCAGAUCAAAAUUGCCAAUCCCGUGGAAGGCUCCUCUGGUAGGCAGGUUACUAUCACUGGUUCUGCUGUCAGUAUUAGUCUGGCCUAGUGUCUAAUCAAUGCCAGGCUUUCCUCCGAGAAGGGCAUGGGGUGCAGCUAGAACAGUGUAGGUUCACUUAAAACCCCUUUCUGCUGUUUUCCCAUGAUCCAACUGUGUAAUUUCUGGUCAGUGAUUCCAGGUUUUAAAUAAUUUGUAAGUGUUCAGUUUCUACACAACUUUAUCAUCCGUUAAGAAUUUAAAAAUCACAUUCUCUGUUCAGCUGUUAAUGCUGGGAUCCAUAUUUAGUUUUAUAAGCUUUUCCCUGUUUUUAGUUUUGUUUGGGUUUUUGGCUCAUGAAUUUUAUUUCUGUUUGUCGAUAAGAAAUGUAAGAGUGGAAUGUUAAUAAAUUUCAGUUUAGUUCUGUAAUGUCAAGAAUUUAAAAAUUAAAAAAUGGAUUGGUUAAAAAAUGCUUCAUAUUUGAAAAAGCUGGGACUACUAUCUUAAA
Molecule: messenger RNA, 961 nt
Organism: Mustela erminea (ermine)
Lineage: Eukaryota; Metazoa; Chordata; Mammalia; Carnivora; Mustelidae
Product: poly(rC)-binding protein 1-like
Exons: 1
Coding region: 1-525 (174 amino acids)
Biological process (GO): positive regulation of transcription by RNA polymerase II
Cellular component (GO): nucleoplasm; nucleus; cytoplasm
Molecular function (GO): single-stranded DNA binding; mRNA binding
Source: RefSeq, a predicted model, not a curated record